Cooperia oncophora is the source of this 1101-nucleotide messenger RNA. NCBI's taxonomy places the organism in Eukaryota, Metazoa, Nematoda, Chromadorea, Rhabditida, Trichostrongylidae. The record is from the annotation of a GenBank genome assembly.
AUGGAAACUAUUCCAGGAUUUGAAGUACCCAAUGUGGACCAGAAUGUGCGACAAAAUGUUAUGCAAGAGCAAGUAAACAGUUACGUUAUGUCUAAGCAUGUCAAAAUAUUAUUCAUGCCCAAUCCACUGAGAAAGCCGUUAAAGGAAAUUGUGAAGAAAUUCAUAUGCGACGUGGUAAAGUAUGACAACAAAGACGACAUAGCUCCUAUGGCUUGGUACCGGAGCUCAGGACAUAGUGGGGAUAUAACCACUUUUAGAGCAGAAGUUUCUUUUCCCUUUUGGGAGCAUUUUAUUGCCAAAGGUAGGAACAAUUUGUCGAACUUCAAUAAAGCGAAUAAUACCAAAAUAAAGCUGGUUAGGUGCCAGACAUUGAAAAGAGCAGAUAUCGAAAACUUAACUUUAUACCUUCGCCAAAAGAUUCGAAUCUACUGCAUCGAAAAGAAUAUAGUACCGCCAGACAUGUCAGCGAAUGGGGCUUUUUUAACGAUUAAGGACAAAAGGACGAACAAUACAUUGGCAGAAGUUUCUUUUCCCUUUUGGGAGCAUUUUAUUGCCAAAGGUAGGAACAAUUUGUCGAACUUCAAUAAAGCGAAUAAUACCAAAAUAAAGCUGGUUAGGUGCCAGACAUUGAAAAGAGCAGAUAUCGAAAACUUAACUUUAUACCUUCGCCAAAAGAUUCGAAUCUACUGCAUCGAAAAGAAUAUAGUACCGCCAGACAUGUCAGCGAAUGGGGCUUUUUUAACGAUUAAGGACAAAAGGACGAACAAUACAUUGAAAUUCAAAUCUACAGUUCUUGCAAUAACCUUGGGGUGGGAGUACAAUGACUGGCACGGUAAUGCCAUAAAAACUCUGAUGACACCUUCUGAACUAAAAAAUUACCAGGACGGUAAAAUCAAAUGGCGUUCUUUAAAGCUGGAAAACAUACUACAAGGUGCGACUGAACCUACUACGAUAAGAAGACCAUCAAUAUCGUACGAAGAUGGAAAAAUAGGAAGAAAAAGGGAGGUUGAAAAUAAAGCUGAGCCCAUGAAAAAGAAGCCUCGUCAUGAAAAAGACGGAGAAGAACCUAUCGAUGUCAAUGUUGAAAUGGUUAGCCAAUAA